This is a messenger RNA of Radiomyces spectabilis, 1080 nucleotides long. Its product is annotated as ribosomal RNA assembly protein mis3. Gene Ontology annotation, molecular function: RNA binding. The coding region runs from base 55 to 927 and encodes 290 amino acids. Gene Ontology annotation, cellular component: small-subunit processome; nucleolus. The record is from RefSeq and is a predicted model, not a curated record. Lineage: Eukaryota; Fungi; Mucoromycota; Mucoromycetes; Mucorales; Radiomycetaceae. The transcript is spliced from 6 exons.
AUUUUUUUUUCUUCCAAGUUUCAAGCCUUUUUUCCCCAAACUUCGGCAUAGAUCAUGGAAGGACCUGCAGAAGAACAGCCCAAAUCCAACAACAAGCGCUUCAGAAAGGAUAAGCCUUGGGAUACCGAUGACAUUGAUCACUGGAAGGUUGAUGAAUUCAAGCCCGAGGAAAUCGUAGCUCCUUUUAGUGAAGAAUCUUCGUUCGCUACCUUGUUUCCUAAAUACCGGGAGAAUUACCUGAGAGAGGUUUGGCCUCACGUCACAAAAGCUCUUGAAAAGCAUGGCAUUGCUUGUUUACUGGAUUUGGUGGAAGGUAGCAUGACAGUGAAAACGACUCGUAAAACGUAUGAUCCCUAUGCAAUUCUCAAGGCGCGCGAUUUGAUCAAACUCCUGGCAAGAAGUGUACCGUUUCCACAGGCGGUGAAAAUCAUGGAAGACGGUGUAGCAUGCGACAUUAUCAAGAUUGGUAACCUUGUGCGUAAUAAAGAGCGCUUUGUCAAGCGUAGACAAAGACUCUUGGGACCCAAUGGCUCUACACUGAAGGCCAUUGAAUUGUUGACAUCAUGUUAUAUGAUGGUUCAAGGUAACACGGUAUCUGCCAUGGGACCUUAUAAGGGUUUGAAAGAUCUUCGUCGCAUUGUUCUCGACUGCAUGAGGAAUAUCCAUCCUAUUUAUCACAUCAAAGAAUUAAUGAUCAAGCGCGAACUUGCAAAGGAUCCCAAACUGGCAAACGAGUCAUGGGAUAGAUUCUUACCGCACUUCAAGAAGAGAAACAUGAAGUCCAAGAAGAAGAUUGACAAGAGCAAGAUCAAGAAGAAGGAAUACACUCCCUUCCCACCAGCACAACAGCCAUCCAAGAUCGAUCUGCAAUUGGAGAGUGGCGAAUAUUUCCUGAACCAGGCAAAAAAAGGCAAAUCCGCCAAAUAAGAUAACCUAUCACUUAUUCAUUGUAAACUUUUUUCACGUCAAAUAUAAAAGAUUCUCAUUCUGUUAUCAUUCUUCAUCCUAUCUUGCAGACAUGGUCUCAAUUUUGGUCAAAGUCUACUUGCUAAUGCACAAUAAAAAAAGCAUAUCACCGUG